GGUUUAUUAAUCUCAGUUAACAAGCACUACUUUUCCAGCAGCCCUGCCGAGGACAGAUGCUUGACAUUCAUCUCGAUUCCUGGCGGUGGCCGUACUUAUAUUGGACUGGUAGCGGUGGGAUCAAUCACCCCUCGUCGUCGGCACAUUUCAAUUGAUUUUGUCCAGCACCCGACUCGGUUGUUGAUCGUUCAUCACUCGUUUAAGUGCGAUCACAGCUGCAGCGGAGCCCAUCAUCACAAUCCGACUACGCCGACAUGUUGAACCUAUUGGAGAGCCAGGAAAUGGUACCAAGUGCCUACCAGCCAUGUUUCCCAGAGGACAGCCAGGUAUGCUGCCCUCCAUUGGUGCUGUGGGCCAAUCUGACCAUUUCCCCAUGCAAGACACCUGCACUCUCAGCCCCGAUGAUUUGACACUCUUGGCGCACUGGUGUUCCACGACGUAUCGAUCACUCACCCCCGACGGCAAAAAUGAGCAGUUUUGGAGAAGUGCGAUUGUCCGGGAGGCAAUGCACCAUGCUGCAUUGCUGCAGGGUAUUUUUGCCUUGUCAGCCCUUCAAUUAGCCCACCGCGGAAAGGAUAGCCUGCAGCGACAGGAAUUGCAGAGUGUAGCACACCUUCAUUGGGCCCGGGCUCGUGCUGGCCUGGACGACGCGCUCUGCCAGCAUGCUCUGGACAUCCCUCACAACUGUCACGCAUUGUUUGCGCUCUGCAGCAUCCUGGUGGUGCUUGCAUUUGGCCAUACUCGGCUGGUCCGAUCGGUGUCAACCCACUCCGCCCUGGAUGAUCUGGGUCAUAGCUUCAGUCAGCUGCGAGGGUCGCCGGAGGUCCUGAUUGUCCUCAUCGAUCGACUCCGCGAGGGAGAAAUGGAUUCGCUGGUCAGCCAGGAAGAACCAGGGCCCAUCAUGCCUAACACAUCCUCAUUAGCCAUUCUUACGCUGAGACAGCUCAAUGCGCAGCACGAGGAGGACGACCCGGGACUGCACGCGAUAUAUGCCCAAGCGAUCGACGACUUGGUGUGCUGCCUGCGCUAUGUCGCAUGGGGUAGCAAUCCCGGAAUUGUUGGCCUUUCCUGGAUCCUGGAGAUCCCCGAGGAAUUCUUGGACCUGGUCGCCGAUCGGCAGCCACUAGCAUUGAGCAUCCUAGCCCAUUACUGCGUGGUGCUGUACCAUCUGCGGAAACAGUGGUGGAUGGGCAACCGGGGCAUUCUGGCCCUGCAAGAAAUCUGCGAGUUACUGGGUCGCGACCAGCUAUUCACCAUUCAUUGGGCGUUGGAUUCGACGGGGAUUGGUCUCACCGGAGGAUUCAUCUGA
Messenger RNA from Aspergillus sclerotioniger CBS 115572, 1309 nucleotides. RefSeq lists its product as uncharacterized. The coding region runs from base 305 to 1309 and encodes 334 amino acids. Gene Ontology annotation, molecular function: DNA-binding transcription activator activity, RNA polymerase II-specific. Gene Ontology annotation, biological process: regulation of transcription by RNA polymerase II. NCBI's taxonomy places the organism in Eukaryota, Fungi, Ascomycota, Eurotiomycetes, Eurotiales, Aspergillaceae. The record is from RefSeq and is a predicted model, not a curated record. The transcript is spliced from 2 exons.